AUGGCGUUUAUAAAGAAGAUAACAGUUUGUGUUUUAAUUCUUGCUCUUUACGCCGUAUUUUUUCACGUAGAAGCGAAUGAAUGCUAUUCCGACUAUAGCUGUCCGUCUUCACAAUAUUGCUGUUCAAAAAAAUAUUCUUUUCAAUGGAAUAUUUGUUCGUACAGUUGCGUUGGUUUGUCUUGUAGCUACGAUAGCAACUGCGCACCGGGUGAAUCUUGUUGUGAAUCUAAUGAUAAAUGUGCCUUAAAUUGUAUUGGAGAAUCGUGUAGCUACAAUAGCGACUGCGCAUCUGGUGAAUCUUGUUGUGAAUCUAAUGACAAAUGUGCCUUAAAUUGUAUUGGAAAAUUUUGUAGCUACGACAGCGACUGCGGAUCGGGUGAAUCUUGUUGUCAAUCGAAUUAUAAAUGUGCCUUCAAUUGUAUUGGAGAAUCAUGUAGCUACGAUAGCGACUGUGCAUCGGGGGAAUCUUGUUGUCAUUCUGAUGGCGUGUGUAAAACUGGAGGAUGUAACAAGAGUAAAGGUUGGCCUGGUUGGCUUUUUGCAAUAAUUAUCAUUACCACUGUUGGUUCGUUCAUCCUUUUCCUAGCCUGUGUGAUAUACCGCCGUUGUUACGCGCCCUCGAGACGACGUGCUCUUGGAGGUGUUAUUGUAGUACAACCUAUGAACACUGGAGCUACAGUCUUUGCACCCCAACAGAAACACUAUGGAAUACAGCAACAAGGCCAACCAAUGUUCCAAUGCUCUCAACCUCAAGGAACAGCCUGGCCACCACCAGGGCGACAUGCAACGACACCAACUUACUGA
Molecule: messenger RNA, 804 nt
Organism: Paramuricea clavata
Lineage: Eukaryota; Metazoa; Cnidaria; Anthozoa; Malacalcyonacea; Plexauridae
Source: the annotation of a GenBank genome assembly